GUUCCGAAAUUAGGUGAGAAAGAAUGAAUUUCGGUUUAUUGGCACGUUUAAGGGGAAUUUAUUUCCUGAAGAAUUUUUUACGGUCUAACGAAUGGUUUUUCAAAAAUUAUCUCGAUGUUUACAGUACAGAGGUUAGGUUAGGAGAAGGCGUCGAAUGUCAUCUAAGGAGUCUUAUAUUUGAGUGAAAUAAAAAACGUCGAUAGGUAUGGAGGAGUGGAUACUUGUGUAGCUGCGUGGUAAACACGUGGAUACUAGAUAUGGAUGAGUUCUAAGAUGGCAUGGUAUAAGAUAAUUUGAGUGGAAUCUACCUAUGUCAUUUUGUGCUCGGCUCAAGCUCCUUGAACUAAACACCAGUCGACCGUUUUGGAUCUUGUCCAAUAUUCUUGGCAUGUAAGCGAUUUGCAUUCAAUCUUUGGCUGACACAUAGCAUUUACCGCAAAUGCUCACUUUUGAAAGCAUUUGAGAAAGAAUUUUUACUUGAACCGAGAUGGAGGAAAAUUCGGAAGCAUCGAUGCUCCGUUUUGACGAUAGCGGCGAUGAAACCUUAACCUCUCAAGAGGCGCUCCGAGAGAUGGAAGCAGCUUGGUUGAAUGAAAAGUUUGCUCCGGAAAUCUUGCCUCACCAGUCUGACCUCGUUGACUGCAUGUUGCAGCAGAUAAGUCACAUGGAGGAAAAUAUAAAGAAAUUAGACAAAAGCGAUCUAAGAGUAAUUAUCCACCGGAUGGAGCUCGAUAGGAUCCGAUAUCUCGUCUGUAAUUAUUUGAGGAUACGGUUGGAGAAGAUUGAGCGGUACGUGAUACAUAUUCUUUCUCAAGAGGCUCGAAGAAGCUCGGAGGACGGUUACCUGAAUUCCCGAGAGCUAAGAAUGGCCAAAGAGUAUUUGUCCCACUUGGAAACGCUCUUCAGGGGAGUGGCACUGCAGCACAUGCCAGCUAAUUUUCAAGAAUUCACUGUCAAAGACUUAACGGUUAUGCCGAAUAUGCAUAGUCACGUGUUCCUCAGAGCAGCUAAGAACAUCUCUGGAAUUAUUUUGACAGAGGCCAUGGAUGAAGAAAUUAAUUUUGAGGAAGGCUCGCAGCACAUUAUUCGAUAUGGGGCAGUGGCUGAUUUGGUGAAAAACAGGGAUGUGCAGUUAAUUUAGUUAACAUAACUUAUAUGGAUGGCUUUUCUAUGGCAAUCUCUAUUCGUGUAUACCGAUCUCUUGUAUAUUUUUGGAAAAUUGUUAUAUUGCAUCUACUACUUAUAAGUAGAUCCAAAUAAAUUUAAGCACAAGGUUUUUUCUACUAUA
Messenger RNA from Orussus abietinus, 1288 nucleotides. RefSeq names its product DNA replication complex GINS protein SLD5 (gene Sld5). The coding region runs from base 488 to 1141 and encodes 217 amino acids. The record is from RefSeq and is a predicted model, not a curated record. Gene Ontology annotation, biological process: DNA-templated DNA replication; double-strand break repair via break-induced replication. NCBI's taxonomy places the organism in Eukaryota, Metazoa, Arthropoda, Insecta, Hymenoptera, Orussidae. The transcript is spliced from 3 exons. Gene Ontology annotation, cellular component: GINS complex.